AAGCUGACAAGCGCAGGCCGGGGGUACGGCACCGCGGAUCCCGGGGGAUCGCGUCGGGGCGUGCAGGACCAUGUGACCCGCUGCCGCCCGAAGGUGCGACGUGUGCGCAUUCGCCGUUCGCGGUCGUCGUCCGCACUCGGGGCCCGUCGUUUCUGCCGUCUGCUGGUUUUAAAUAAGGAGGAAAUCUGAGCAAGAAUUACAGCUCUUGGCCAUGGUGACACUUGUCCAAACUCUAACUGAUCACAUUGAUGAUGUUAACUGCUGUGCCUUUUCUUCCACUUAUCUGGCUUCCUGUUCACUGGACAAAACAAUUCGUCUUUAUUUAUUGAAGGAUUUCUCAGAGCUUCCUUUCUCACCACUAAAAGGCCAUAGCUAUGGGGUACAUUCUUGUUGCUUUAGUUCCUGUGGGAAUUUUCUAGCUUCGAGUUCAACUGAUGGAACGACUGUGUUAUGGAAUCCACAGUCUGGAGAGAAGUUGGCAGUAUUAAGGCAGCCGAGUGAAAGUCCAGUACGGGUUUGCAGAUUCUCCCCUGACACCAAUUAUUUGGUAUCUGGUGCAGCUGAUGGAACUGUGGCAUUAUGGGAUGUUCGCUGGAAGAAACUACGCAGGACAAGCACUGUUGAGGAUGGAUCAGUAAUUGCUUGUGACUUUUCUCCUGGUGGCAACUAUUUCAUUACGGGCUCAACCUCUGGAGAACUGACUGUUUGGGAUUGUCAGAUGAAGUGCCUUCUUAAUGUGAAGACAGCUCAUGAUUUGGGAGUUACUUGCUGUGAGUUUUCGCCUCAGCCAAUCAAAGGUGGCACAGAUGGUUCUACAUCACAGGGCUUUCUGAUGGCUUCUUGUGGUCAGGACAACAAAAUAAUUUUUUGGAUGCUAUCGUAUGCAGGUUGUGAACUUAAAAUGAAAUACUCAUUAAACCAUCAUACGGCUCCUGUUCUUUCAUGUUGUUUUUCACCUGAUGGACAUUUAUUGGUAUCUGGGUCUGUUGACAAGUCUAUUAUAAUUUGGAAUUCUAUUAAUGGGGUCCCUCUUCACAUACUGACACAACAUAAACGGUAUGUGACAGCUUGUGCAUUUGCACAUGAUCUUCCCUUGAUUGCUACUGGUUCUAUGGACAAAACAGUGAAUGUUUGGAGAAUUGGAUUAAGAAAAUCAUCUGAUGAUCAUUCAUCAACAAAAAUUAGACAUUCUGUUCAGCACUGGUCAGAAGAUGACGUCUGUUCUUGGCUGUCAGCAGAGGAACUACACGAAUUAGUGGUUGUUUUCAAGUCUAACAAUAUUGAUGGCCAGGAACUGCUGAAUCUUACAGAAAAAAACCUUGUGUCUGAUUUAAACAUAGAAUCGCUUGGACUGCGUAAUAAAGCAAUGCGAAAAAUUGAAGAACUAAAAUCAAAGAUGGAAUCUACUUGUGUUGGUGUACCAGAUGAAUUUCUCUGUCCAAUAUCUAGAGAGGUUAUGACCGAUCCAGUGAUUGCUGCAGAUGGCUAUUCGUAUGAGAGAGAAGCCAUUGAAAACUGGAUUAAUACUAAAAAGCGUACAAGUCCUAUGACAAAUAUCCCUUUGGAGUCUACAUUAAUAACGCCCAACAGGACACUUAAAAUGGCCAUUGAUCGCUGGAUAGAUGCCCAACCAGUCCUACAAACGACAGUGCAACAAAAAUAACAACAUUGGUAACACUGCAUUCUUAUAUCCUUACUUUAUGAACUAAUGAAUAAUGGAAAUAAUCUUGUAUAGAAAAAUUGUUUCAUUUCUUUUGUAAUUAAAACUGAUUAAAUGUUAACAUGUGUCAAUAAUGAAUAAUUUAAUAAAGGGGUUAAAAUUC
This is a messenger RNA of Hypanus sabinus (Atlantic stingray), 1823 nucleotides long. RefSeq names its product WD repeat, sterile alpha motif and U-box domain containing 1 (gene wdsub1). The record is from RefSeq and is a predicted model, not a curated record. Lineage: Eukaryota; Metazoa; Chordata; Chondrichthyes; Myliobatiformes; Dasyatidae. Bases 212 to 1663 code for a protein of 483 amino acids. Gene Ontology annotation, molecular function: ubiquitin-protein transferase activity; protein binding. Gene Ontology annotation, biological process: protein ubiquitination. The transcript is spliced from 11 exons.